AUGAACAAACAAGACGACUUUGAACUUGCUCCUAUUGACCCCGAGAUCGAACGUACUUUCAGAAAAAGGAGAAAGGCUCAACAGGCUAAAAGCUGCGGCACUAUGGCUGAACGUGUUGAUGAUGAGGCGGAUGGCCAGCAAGUUACUAAUCCCAUUAUUUUGGCGGAUGACAGAGCCAGAGCAAUACGGGAAUACACUGCCCCCAUGUUUAAUGAGCUAAAUCCAGGCAUUGUGAGGCCAGAAAUACAAGCACCUCAAUUCGAGCUCAAGCCAGUGAUGUUUCAAAUGCUCCAAACCGUGGGGCAGUUCAGCGGGAUGCCAACGGAGGAUCCUCAUCUCCACCUCCGUUCAUUCUUGGAGGUGAGCGAUUCCUUUAAGCUUCAAGGAGUGAGUGAAGAAGCAUUAUGGUUGAAGCUAUUUCCAUUCUCGUUAAGAGACCGAGCUAGAUCAUGGCUCAACACUUUGCCUUCUGAUUCCGUCACAAAUUGGAAUGAUCUAGCUGAGAAAUUUCUACGAAAAUAUUUACCUCCCACCAGAAAUGCAAAAUUCAGAAGUGAAAUUAUGUCUUUCCAGCAGCUUGAAGAUGAAUCUACCAGUGAUGCGUGGGAGAGAUUUAAAGAGCUUUUGUGGAAGUGUCCACACCACGGCAUCCCGCACUGUAUACAGAUGGAGACCUUCUAUAAUGGCCUCAAUGCAGCUUCUAGAAUGGUGUUAGAUGCCUCGGCCAAUGGUGCUAUUUUGUCCAAGUCUUAUAAUGAAGCAUUUGAAAUUUUGGAGAGAAUUGCAAGCAACAAUUAUCAAUGGUCCAACACGAGAGCUUUGACAUGUAGGAAAGUGGCAGGGGUUCUUGAAGUAGAUGCCUUAACGGCUUUGACAGCUCAAAUGGCAUCAAUGACCAAUAUUUUGAAAAAUCUGAGUUUGGGAGGCAACAUUCAGCCAGCUGCCGCUAUUCAAAGUGGAGACAUUUCCUGUGUGUAUUGUGGAGAUGGGCAUAUGUUUGAAAACUGCCCGUCCAACCCAGCUGCAGUUUGUUAUGUGGGUAACCAGAAUUACAAUCGCAACAAUAGCCCAUACUCAAAUUUGUAUAAUCCAGCUUGGAGGCAGCAUCCGAAUCUGUCUUGGGGGGGGGGGGGUCAAGGAGCAAGUUCCAGAGGAGCGCCAGCACAAGGGAAACAGUCAUUUCCGCCAGGUUUUUCUCAACAACCAAGGGCUCAGCAACCUCACCAAUCUCAAGGCUCUCAAUCUAGUUCUUUGGAGAGUUUAAUGAGGGAUUAUAUGGCAAAGAAUGAUGUGGUGAUUCAGAGCCAAGCAGCGUCUCUUCGUAACCUGGAAAUGCAGUUUGGGCAACUGGCUAAUGAUCUGAAAAAUAGGCCACAAGGUUCUUUGCCUAUUGACACUGAGAAUCUGCGGAGGGAUGGUAAAGAACAUUGCAAGGCAAUUAAUUUACGAAGUGGAAAAAUUCUGGAAAAUGAUGAGGAGAAAACAAAGGGCAGUAGGGAGCCCACUUCAAUCCAAACAGAGGGAGAAUCUAGUCAAAAAUCAGCAAGUGAAGCUAUUGAAACUGGCCCAGUUGAUACAGCAUUGGGUCAGCAAUCUGUUCCAGUAAAGACGUUGCACAAGCCGCCCCCACCAUUUCCUCAACGUUUUAGAAAACAGCAGCAAGAUGGGCAGUUCAGGAAGUUUCUGGAUGUACUGAAACAACUCCAUAUCAAUAUUCCCUUAGUGGAAGCAUUGGAGCAAAUGCCAAAUUACGUAAGUUUCUAA
Molecule: messenger RNA, 1764 nt
Organism: Humulus lupulus (European hop)
Lineage: Eukaryota; Viridiplantae; Streptophyta; Magnoliopsida; Rosales; Cannabaceae
Exons: 1
Coding region: 1-1764 (587 amino acids)
Source: RefSeq, a predicted model, not a curated record